AUGGCUGGCUUGUUAGUAGUAGACAGAGCUGCCAACCAGUUGAAAUCCCUCUCCACCCAAGCUAGCAGAGGGCGAGAGGGUCCUGCCCCGCAGUACAGCUGGAAUAUGGCGGGCCGUGGAGGCGACGUGAUGUUUUCAUGGUCUGGAUCUGCUGCCAGCGAACAAACAUGUUCAGCGGCGUCCGAGGAGCAGAAACUAAAGAAGAGGAGCAAAGCUUUCUCCCUGACCAGGAUGAAGUCCCGCAACAUCUCCGGCAAACAGCUCCAGCAUCAGCCCGCCGUGCACAACAACAACAACAUGCCGUUCACGAUCCACUGCCAGAUCGGGAAAGAGAUCAAACACAUCUGCAGCAACUGCCGGGGAGCCGAGCAGCGGCGCGCUGAAGAGGUGGAAAGGUUGGCAGCGAUGCGCUCUGAUUCGCUGGUCCCCGGCACACACACGCCCCCCAUCCGCCGGCGGAGCAAAUUGGCCACGCUGGGACGUCUGUUCAAGCCCUGGAAAUGGAGGAAGAAGAAGAGUGAAAAGUUCAAGCAGACCUCUGCCGGUGAGAAUCAAAACACAAAAUCACAGAGGAUAAAUGUCUCCCUGUGGUGCCUCUCAACAGGAGCAUGGUGGAUGGAGCUGCAGAGCGGGGGGGCUGCAUCAGAGAUCUAUUAUAUUUGA
Molecule: messenger RNA, 663 nt
Organism: Notothenia coriiceps (black rockcod)
Lineage: Eukaryota; Metazoa; Chordata; Actinopteri; Perciformes; Nototheniidae
Exons: 2
Coding region: 1-663 (220 amino acids)
Biological process (GO): cell motility; stress fiber assembly
Molecular function (GO): actin binding
Source: RefSeq, a predicted model, not a curated record